AUUAGUUGUUUUCUAAUAGUGUUGAUGAAUGUACCUACAGCGUACAAAUAACUACAAUAAUUACGCUUUUAACAUUAAGCUGUACAAUAAUAGUUUAUGAUUCUAUAACAUAAUAAAAAUCUUAAUGAUAUGCUAAUUUUUUCAGUUCUUUUCCAUUAAUAGUCAUUUAAGUUGUGAUAUUUUGCUAAUAUAAUGUUAAAGACUUGCUUCGGAUGUUGUCCACUACACCAUGGCGUCAGUGCGAUUGCCCUUAUAAACAUAGUUUGGAAUAUUACGGAAGCAUUAAAACACAUUUAUCACCGUAAUGAACAGUAUGAACGUUUUAAGUGGGUUAUCAAUUCAAAUGGUAAUACAUCUGUUUCUCCCGAUGACAAUAGCACUGCAGAAGAUGAGUCUGUUGAUUACUGGUCGGAUGUCGAAAGGAUUCCUGUCAUGAGUGGAAUAUACAUGGACUACGUAUUUAUAAUAACAAUCAGUUGGGUCGUUUUGGAAUUCAUCUCGAAUUGCUGUCUCAAGCAAUCCACCUUUAAAGUUUCUCCAGAAAAGAUUUAUGCUUGGUUAGUGAUUUAUUACUCAAACUUAUGCUCAGGAAUAAUAUUUCUAAUCUUCAUCAUCUUUAAUAUGACGAUUACUGAAGAUAUAGAAUAUUUUAUGUGUUUUCUUGAAAUAACAAUUAUUGCGGUCGAAAUAUAUAUCGUGCAAUCAUAUUACAAACAACAGAAGUUGGCCGCCAUCAGUGAUUUCGUUCAUUUAAAAUGGAAAUAUGUACCAAAACCUAAGACUCAAUCAGAUGAAAAUAGAUCCACGAUAUAUAAAAUACCAGAGAAUCUGCUUACAGAUCAAACAGAAGACCAAUCCAGUUACAUCCCGAUAUUUGUAAGAGACUUGCGCCGCGCAAAUUCUUAAAAUUGUAUGAUCAAAUUUGCCAGUUCGUCGUGCAAUCCAUAUUUGGUAAAAAGUGUUUUGUGCCCAUUGUCAGACAUAUGUAAUAUUUAUUGUAGUUUAUUAAAUCUGUAAAUUGAAAUCGUUUGAAGAAAAUUGUAUGUGCCUAAUACCUACAUAAUAAUAUUAUUUAACAAUAACAAUAUCAUUAAUAGGGCACGGAUUUUGUAGCAAAUGCUUCUUUUGAGGGGAGUGUGAUAGAAAGAUAAUUCUUAYWURUAAAUACRUUUUGAAUCGUUCUGAUUUUAAUGAAGUAAACUUUUUUUUGCUUUUUUCCACAAAAUCUGCUUUUUAUUGCUUAUAGGGGGUAUUUGGUUAUUUUUUCUUGAUUUUUACA
Messenger RNA from Diuraphis noxia (Russian wheat aphid), 1279 nucleotides. RefSeq lists its product as uncharacterized. NCBI's taxonomy places the organism in Eukaryota, Metazoa, Arthropoda, Insecta, Hemiptera, Aphididae. The record is from RefSeq and is a predicted model, not a curated record.